AUGAACCCCCCACCCAUACGUAUUUUGCGAAGACCUACUUCGCAAGUUAGCCAGUCAGCUGAAGGCAAUGCUCCGCCCCCUGUUCGUUCGAAAACAUUUAAACAAAGGGAAGCGGAUUACGCGGCUGCUCGUCGUCGAAUUAUGGGAUCCGAGUCAGAGGACUCUGUGAAGGUAUCUGAGGAUUUCACGAAUGACGGUAUCACACCAAGUAAGGGUGAUAAUAACGAAGGACCGGUCAAGCCUAACGACCAAGAAACUAAUCAGACUCUGAAUGACGUCACACCUCCGUCACAAUCCGCCUCCGCUGUCUCAACUAAGCCGUCCCAUCAACCCGCAGCCAUUCCCUUGAUGUCAAUUCCCACUGCAGCUUUGUCUAUUCCAUCUCAUCUUGAACGUGAGACCCAUAUCUACCAUCCUCUUAGUCAACCAAGGCAGCGUCAGAUACCGCUUUUAGGCGUGCCUACCCCCUCAUUUUCGCCGCACCAUCACGCCGAAACUCCCAUGCACGGAUUUGCUAAUCCGCCUAAAUUUCUCAACGGCUAUUUGUCUAGCCCCGCUGUCGAUAUUUUACACCAAAGGCCGUUGCCACCACCAAUACCGCAGCAGCAGAGUAAGACGAUGCCCAUGACUGAUCAAUUCCUGCGGCAAUACCAGAUUCUCGCCGCCUGGCACCUGCAGCCCCAAAACCAACUUCCACAACCGAUUAUGUACCAAAAUGGUGCCUGUAGCCAGGGACAGGCAGUUUUUAACGGCCUUCAAUAUUACCAGCCAUCGUCAAGACUCACCACUAGUUCCAAAAAAUCCUUGUCGUCCCUCUACACCGACGCAAUGCAUCAGCCAAUCACAUUCCACCUGCGCUCUCUAUGA
Messenger RNA from Mesocestoides corti, 867 nucleotides. The record is from the annotation of a GenBank genome assembly. Lineage: Eukaryota; Metazoa; Platyhelminthes; Cestoda; Cyclophyllidea; Mesocestoididae.